Messenger RNA from Phalaenopsis equestris, 2026 nucleotides. Its product is annotated as probable methyltransferase PMT11. Gene Ontology annotation, molecular function: methyltransferase activity. Bases 73 to 1701 code for a protein of 542 amino acids. NCBI's taxonomy places the organism in Eukaryota, Viridiplantae, Streptophyta, Magnoliopsida, Asparagales, Orchidaceae. The transcript has 8 exons. The record is from RefSeq and is a predicted model, not a curated record. Gene Ontology annotation, cellular component: cytoplasm; endosome; trans-Golgi network.
GCCCCCGACCAUAAGAUCUCGCGCGCAAAACCUUUUGAUGAAUUUGCCCUGCGCAGGGAGCACUACCCAACAAUGAAAAGUGAGCUUGGUGAUCCCUUCAAGCUCUCCUCCCUUACCAAGAUCUCCAUCUUCUUCCUCGCUUGCGUCGCCUCCUUCUACCUCGGCCGUAACUGGAACGAUGGUUUCAUGUAUCCCCAGCUCGUCUUUUACAGUAACAUCAAUCCGACGGCCCCCGCCGACACUGCAAACCUAUCGGUUAUCAUCUCUCCCAACCUCUACCAUACCCCUGAUAUCUCCAACGUAGUAUCCAACGGGUCCUUUCCCUCUGCUGAUUUUCCACCGCCCGAUGCGCUCUCUAGAUCCCCGCCGCAACCCGUGAAUCCUGAGAAUGUUGGAAUCGUGGACGCCAACGGAGCAAUGCGAGAGGAUUUCGAUGCUGGGCCGUUCGAUUCCGAUCUGGGGGAGGAGGAAUCACCAUCUCGGGCGGGAAACGAGACGACUUAUGAGAUGAAGAAAAAGGAUGGGACUAAGAGUGGGAUCCAGAAGUUCUCGCUUUGUCCGGAGAGAAUGAGGGAGUACAUUCCUUGUAUUGACAACGAGGAGGAGAUCAAGAGAUUGAAUUCUACGGAGAGAGGAGAGAGAUUUGAGCGGCACUGCCCGGCGAAGGAGCUGACUUUGAAUUGCCUGGUUCCGGCACCGCAGGGCUACAGGGAGCCCAUCCCAUGGCCAAUGAGCAGAGACGAGGUGUGGUUUAGCAAUGUGCCACACACGCGUUUGGUUGAGGACAAAGGAGGGCAAAAUUGGAUAAAAAGGGACGGGGAAAAAUUCAAAUUUCCUGGAGGUGGCACCCAGUUUAUACAUGGAGCAGGCAGUUAUCUAGACCAGAUUACUAAGAUGGUUCCAGACAUUGCAUUUGGGAAUCUUACUAGAGUUGUCUUGGAUGUUGGUUGUGGGGUUGCAAGUUUUGGGGCUUUCUUAAUUUCACGAGAUGUCAUUACCAUGUCUAUAGCUCCAAAAGACAUUCAUGAGAACCAAAUUCAGUUUGCUCUUGAACGUGGUGUGCCUGCAAUGGUGGCAGCUUUUGCAACUCGCCGCUUACCGUAUCCAAGCCAAGCUUUUGAUCUGCUUCAUUGCUCAAGAUGCCGAAUUAAUUGGACUCGUGAUGACGUCGCCAAACACUGUAUUCCAGGGGUGCGACUCCGUAGGGUGUUUUCAUCUACUGAUGAUGGAUCUCAGACCACUGAUUACCCGAUGGAUACAGAGCCAUAUGUCCCGCGGGGUACAGAGCCAUAUGUCCCUUCAGACGCAGAGUUUGCUGCUGCAUUAAUUGAUCUGAAGAUGAAUAGCUGGGUAAUGAAUGUUGUCCCCAUAAGCGGACCCAACACAUUGCCUGUCAUAUAUGAUCGUGGACUUAUAGGAGUGGCCCAUGACUGGUGCGAGCCAUUUGAUACUUACCCAAGAACUUAUGACUUCUUGCAUGCUUUUGGCCUCUUUUCCAUAGAGCAUAAAAGGUGUGCAGACAACAAAUACACACUGGCACCAGGUGGGCGAGCUUACAUACGUGAUUCCAAAUAUAUUAUCAGAGAGAUUCAGGAAAUCACUGAAGCCAUGGGAUGGAAGACUGAACUCCGUGAUACAGCCGAAGGACAAUAUUCAAGCAGGAAGAUACUGAUGGGCCGUAAGGUGCCCCGGCAUUCUUAGCAUCUUCUGCUUCAAUUUCUUUCCACAAGUUAGUUUAGAGGAUUUCCUCAUUGUUGACUCUCAGUGGAGAUUCGAGCUUGAAAGUAAGUGCUACAAAAAUGGAUGCAACUGUCAGAUUUUUUUACUUCAUUUUAUAUAUCUUACCUAUGGUGUUUCGUCUUGCAAUGUUGGCUGCGUUGUUUGGUUUUGUUCACCCUUUUGUUGUGUUAUUUAAACCACAUUGUUGUGAGAGUAUAGGGAUGAAUAAAGAAAGCUUAACGUGCUGGAUGAUUUUCUUGGUGCUUUGUUUCUUAAUUAUUGAGUUGAACGUUGACAACCUGCGUUA